AUGGAACAACCAUUUAGGAUCUAUAAUAAUCCAUUGUCUGAUGUUUUGGAUAAUAAUUAUGAAAGAAGGGAUCAAUGGAAAAAUAUACCCUACAAUGAGAAUAAAAGCCAGUAUAAUAAUAGACAAUGCAAUAAUCAUAAUGAUGAAAGAAGAACUAGCAGUGGGGGAAUUACUGGUAACUGGAAUAAUAGAGAUAGGACCAACAAUGCAAGUAAUAAUAGAGGUAACAGUGGUAAUAAUGGAAAUUAUGGCAACAAUGGUAAUGGAAUCAAUGGAAAUGAAAAUAACAAUAAUCAAAAUGGUGGUGGAGGAAACAAUGGAAAUAACGGUAAUAAUAGAGGAAAUAAAAACUAUCAAACUAACAACUAUGGUGGCAGGCCACCUAUGACCAUUGAAAGGUAUAAAAAAUUGGAUUUCAGUGGGAUAGUUGGAUACCCAAAUCAGAUUUUAAAUUAUUUAAGGUCAGCCAUCCCUAAGUUCACAAGAAAUGGAACUGAUUCUGCAGAACAACAUGUAAUAAAUGUAAAAAAUACGAUUGAAGAAUUACAAGUCCCUUAUGAAGAUGUUUUUAUGAAACUGUGUGUUCGGUCUCUAACAGAGGAUGUAGGAGAGUGGUACAAAAAUCUUCCCGACAGCAAGACUCACUAUGAGAUUCUAUCUCAUAAGACUACCACCUUGCAACAAGCAUUUAAGACAGCCAAUACCAUUGAAAAUAACAAAAAAGCUACUCGGAGAAUUGGCAAGGGAGAUGACCCAAAAUUAUAUAAUCCCAGAGAAACAAAAAAGGAUGAGUUUAGCCAAAUAAUGGACAUGCUGAAAGAUAUGAAGGGUAAGCAAAAUCACAAUGAGAAGUCACCCCCAUAUAGAAGCAGCAAGUCAAUGAACUAUAAUAGGCCAAGAUUGCACGAAAUGCCAUAUAACACAAACUGGAAAGAUGGUAAGCCAGUGAAUGCCAAUCUAAACAAAGAAACUCCAGACCCAUUGAAGAAAGUAAACAAUUUGGUGGAGGAAUAUCCAUGGUGUGAAGUCUGCAAUUUACCCCAUAUUGUAGAACAAUGUAUGAUUUCUCAAGGUUUUGUAGAAGAAAAGGACCAUCAGGAUGAGUAUGAGCCCACAAUGAAUGUACUUUAA
Cryptomeria japonica (Japanese cedar) is the source of this 1131-nucleotide messenger RNA. RefSeq lists its product as uncharacterized. Lineage: Eukaryota; Viridiplantae; Streptophyta; Pinopsida; Cupressales; Cupressaceae. The coding region runs from base 1 to 1131 and encodes 376 amino acids. The record is from RefSeq and is a predicted model, not a curated record. The transcript is spliced from 2 exons.